Molecule: messenger RNA, 1755 nt
Organism: Boeremia exigua
Lineage: Eukaryota; Fungi; Ascomycota; Dothideomycetes; Pleosporales; Didymellaceae
Product: Aldehyde/histidinol dehydrogenase
Exons: 3
Coding region: 1-1755 (584 amino acids)
Cellular component (GO): mitochondrial matrix
Molecular function (GO): L-glutamate gamma-semialdehyde dehydrogenase (NAD+) activity
Source: RefSeq, a predicted model, not a curated record
AUGAGUUCUUCCAGGGGUCUUCAGUCCAUUCGCCCGGUCUCCAAGACUUUCAAGGCGCUUCCAGCUGCGUACGCUGGUGCGCAGGUCGCGUCGAGGAGGCAUGCAGGAACCAUUGCAAACUUCAAGAUCCCGACUAUCAACAACGAGCCUAACCAACACUACACCAAGGGCUCCGUAGACAGGAAGAAGCUCCAGGAUGCACUUUCAGCUCUUAAGAAGAAGGGCGCCGUCCAGGUUCCUCUGGCCAUUGGUGGCGAGCACAUCAACAACUCCUCCAUCCUGACCCAGCACGAUCCUUCUUCCCACGCCGACGUAGUCGCCAAAUACUCCAACGCCAGCACAGCAGAUGUGAAGAAGGCUAUCAGUUCGGCACUCGAGGCCAAAGAAGAUUGGGAGGCUCUCCCUUUCGCCGAUCGUGCCUCAAUCUUCCUCAAGGCCGCCGACUUGGUGGCUGGAAAAUACCGAUACGAGAUUAUGGCAGCGACUAUGCUAGGCCAGGGCAAGAACGCAUGGCAGGCCGAGAUUGAUUCAGCAGCCGAAUUGUGCGAUUUCUUGAGGUUCAACGUCAAGUACGCCGAGGACACAUACGGUCACCAGCCUGUACACAACUCACCCGGCGUCUGGAAUCGCGUGGAGUACCGUCCUCUCGAGGGUUUCGUUUACGCUGUGUCGCCCUUCAACUUCACAGCUAUUGGCGGUAACCUUCCUGCUGCACCGGCUCUGAUGGGUAACGUUGUUGUUUGGAAGCCAUCUCCGUCCGCCAUCGCCUCGAACUGGCUCUUGUACCAGAUCCUCAUUGAAGCUGGUCUCCCUCCAAAUGUCAUCCAAUGGGUUCCUGGCGAUGCGGUCGAAGUCACCAAGGAGGUCCUCUCUCACAAGCAGUUCGCUGCUCUCCACUACACAGGCAGCACAGCGGUCUUCCGUCAACUGUAUGGUACGAUUGCCAACGGUGUUGCCGAAGGCAAGUACCAGAGCUACCCUCGCAUCGUUGGCGAGACUGGAGGCAAGAACUUCCACUUGGUCCACCCCAACGUUGAUGUGAACAACGCCGCCAUCCAGACUGUUCGUGGUGCUUUCGAGUACCAGGGUCAAAAGUGCAGUGCUUGCUCGCGCCUGUACGUUCCCAAGUCUGUGUGGCCUGAGUUCCAGAAGAAGAUGGUUGCAGAGACCAAGGCGCUUAAGAUUGGCGACCCGUCUAAGUUUGACAACUUCAUUGGCCCUGUCAUUCACGAGGCCAGCUUCAAGAAGCUUUCUGGUGUUAUAGAUGAGGCCAAGAAGGACAGCGAGCUUGAGCUUCUCGUUGGUGGCAAGUACGACAGCAGCAAGGGCUACUACAUCCACCCUACGAUCUACAAGACCUCCAACCCUAACCACCCUCUGCUGUCCCGUGAGCUGUUUGGCCCGGUCCUCGUUGCCUACGUUUACGACGACGCUGCCCCUGACGCCUUCGCGAACAUCAUCAAGCAGAUCGACGAGACAUCCGAGUACGCUCUGACCGGAGCUGUCUUCGCUAAGGAGAGGAAGGACCUCAAUUUCGCAGAGAACAAGCUCAGGAACGCAGCCGGUAACUUCUACCUCAACUGCAAGUGCACUGGAGCCGUUGUUGGUCAGCAGCCAUUCGGUGGCUCGAGGGCCAGUGGCACCAACGACAAAGCUGGUAGCGCUACCCUGCUAUCCCGCUUUGUCAACAUGAGGUCGAUCAAGGAGGAGUUUGUUCCUACCGAGAAGGUCCAGUACCCCAGCAACGAGGUGUAA